Penicillium macrosclerotiorum is the source of this 1035-nucleotide messenger RNA. RefSeq lists its product as uncharacterized. Bases 1 to 1035 code for a protein of 344 amino acids. Lineage: Eukaryota; Fungi; Ascomycota; Eurotiomycetes; Eurotiales; Aspergillaceae. The record is from RefSeq and is a predicted model, not a curated record. The transcript has a single exon.
AUGGAGCGCAAACUGUCGCAAAAGGCCCAAAAGAUGCGCCAACGCUUCAGCUUCCGGGGUCGCACCCGGGCGGCCACCCUCACGGCGCCCAGCACCAGCACGACUACUCUCAACCACCGGCCUCGAUCAGCCACCACGUCCGUCUCUCAACCCGAUUGGGACUCUGUUGAUACCUUGCGCUGCUAUCAAUUCAUCGACGAGCCUGGCUACUUCCGCCCGGUCUCGCCCAUUCUCGACCGCCAAACCCUGGAAGAAGACAUGGAGGAUGAUCUGAAACACGCCUGCUCGCUGCUUGUCCAGAGCAUCGACCGUGGCUUGCCCGUAUGGCCCUCUGCACAGCCAUCGCACCCCGACCCGCAUCCAUUCUCCCUGUACCGCUACCAGGGCGCCAGCCUGUCCCCACGAGCCCUAGACCUGGCCACGCCGGCCACGCCGCCCUCUCCCCUCACUCACCCUAACGCCGCCUCUGUCCCUGGUGCCCGCUUCUAUGGCACCCGCCUGUCCACUUCUCCCCUCGAAGAAGACGAAAAUGAGCCCCGUGGCCGUAGUCGCAGCCGCAGCGUCUCAUCCAUUGGCACCACCCCGCGCUCCCGCUCCUUCUCCCCCGAAAUGUUCCCCUACAGUCCGCCCCUCGCCCACGCACCCUGGGCCUCCGCCGACAUCCUCUUUGCCGACCAGGACCCAGAAGACCAUCCGCUCGGCCCGAAAGCUCAGGAUUGGCUCUCCGCGACUAUGGACGUCGACACUCCCAUAAAACCCGUCGUCAGCGUGGCCCCGCGCCGCUUCUACAGCACCCGCCAGCGUCACAAGCGCGUGUCGCGCGCGCACAGCCGCACCCCGAGCCUGUACGGCUCGCGCGCCUCGGUCAGCAGCGACGAGGCAGAUCGCCCCGACUUCGACGUCCGCUUGUGGUCCGGCCCGGAGCGCGCAUUCUACUCCGUCGCGGGGCCCGGCGAACCGCGCAAGCGCAAGCGGCGCGCAUCGCAUCUGUGGCGCAAAUUGGCUGGGCUUGGAGGGCGGCGGCGGGUGGAUUGA